AUGGCCAAGUUGCUCCUUGUGAUUGUCGGUGUGGCGGCCUUUGUGGCGGCGGGACAGGCGGCAGCUGGCAUCGGAUCCACCGAGCAACUGCAGCGGCUUAUUGCCGAGGAGCAGAGCAAGUGCGCCAGCGGACAAGAUUCGAUGGCCUGCAUCAAAGAGCGUGCCAUGCGCUUUGUGGACAAUGUGAUGAGCAAAGAUAGCUACCAGGUCUCCAAUCUGGAGGUGCAUUCCAAUGGCCAAAAGUCAGCACCCAUUAGCGAAGCUCGUGCCAGCAGUGCCGAUGGUUUCAUUGAUGCCAUUGAGAACUAUAUUAGGGGACAUGAUGUUAGCAUGAACUUGCCCUUGGCCGAUGCCAAGGUCACCGUCUCGGCCCGUAACCUGGCCAACAAUCAGCUGAGUUUGAACCUUCAGUUGAACGGCGAUGAAGGCAAUGAUGAUGCCACCGAUAUCGAAGCCAGGGGUAAGAAGGGCAACAUCUUCAAGAAGGGCAAGAAGCAUCGUCUCCGCAAGCUGGCUAUGCCCAUCCUGGUGCUCAUCCUGCUGAAGGCCAUCACUGUCAUUCCCAUGGCCAUUGGCAUACUGAAGAUCAAGGCCUUCAAUGCUCUGGCUUUGGGUUUCUUCUCCUUCAUUGUCUCGGUUGGUUUGGCCAUUUUCCAAUUGUGCAAAAAGAUUGCUCAUGAUCACCAUCACACCGCUCACAUCACUGCCCAUGGACCUUGGGAUGGUCGCAACUUUGGCUCUGUUUCCGUCCCCGUUGUGGAUCAGCCCCAGAAGUUGGCCCAGAACCUGGCCUAUAAGGCCUACGCCUAA
This is a messenger RNA of Drosophila serrata, 810 nucleotides long. RefSeq names its product DUF1676 domain-containing protein Osi19 (gene Osi19). Gene Ontology annotation, cellular component: membrane. NCBI's taxonomy places the organism in Eukaryota, Metazoa, Arthropoda, Insecta, Diptera, Drosophilidae. The record is from RefSeq and is a predicted model, not a curated record.